AUGGAGGAGAUUUUCGGGGAGGAAGGGGAGUCGGCCUCCCCUGCGCUCUGCGAGGAGCUGGUUUCGGGGCUGGCUGCAGGGCUCUAUGGAGAGCUGGAGCGGCUAGUGGGGGCCUACGGGCGGGGGGCAGUGGCCGGGCUGCUGCCCCAGCUGGUCUCAGUGCUGGAGGCUCUGGAGCGAGCCGGGGGACAUAUCCGGGAGCGGGAUGAGGCGCUGGAGCUGCUGCGGGACGACCGGCUCGGGCUCCUGGGCCAGUACGAGCGGGAGCGGGCCGGGCGCAAGAGAGCUGAGGAGCGCUACAUGGAGCUGGAGGACGCGGUGGAGCAGGAGCGCAAGGGGCACAAGGCGGCGCUGAGCCGGCUGGACGGGCAGAGCCGGCGGCUGGAGGAGAAGGCCCGGAGCUACGCGGACCAAUUGGCCAGCCUGGAGGACCAGAAAGUCGCCUUGCUCAAGGAGCUGUCAGCCCUGGCCCAGACCCACGGCAAGAUGGUUCAAAGCUACAAGGAGCUGAAGGCCCUGACGGUGCCGCCCCCUGCCCCCCCGGGCCCCCGGCCUAGCAGCGCUGUGUCAGCCCCCCACCGGCCUCCCCUGUUUCUCCCCAGCACCUCAGACCCCGGCUGCCCCGAGCCCCCCAAG
Molecule: messenger RNA, 636 nt
Organism: Terrapene triunguis (Three-toed box turtle)
Lineage: Eukaryota; Metazoa; Chordata; Testudines; Emydidae
Product: C-Jun-amino-terminal kinase-interacting protein 4-like
Exons: 5
Biological process (GO): vesicle-mediated transport
Cellular component (GO): cytoplasm
Molecular function (GO): MAP kinase scaffold activity; JUN kinase binding; signaling receptor complex adaptor activity
Source: RefSeq, a predicted model, not a curated record